Phaeoacremonium minimum UCRPA7 is the source of this 420-nucleotide messenger RNA. RefSeq names its product putative prefoldin subunit 4 protein. Bases 1 to 420 code for a protein of 139 amino acids. Gene Ontology annotation, cellular component: prefoldin complex; cytoplasm. NCBI's taxonomy places the organism in Eukaryota, Fungi, Ascomycota, Sordariomycetes, Togniniales, Togniniaceae. The transcript has 4 exons. Gene Ontology annotation, biological process: protein folding. The record is from RefSeq and is a predicted model, not a curated record.
AUGGCCACCAUGAUGCAGAGACGUAUGCUAUCAAGAGAGGACGAGGCCGCGGUCGGCGACGAAGUAGAGGUUCGGCGGGAAGACCAGGACAAGAUCAAUAAAUUCAGCCGCCUCCAUCAGCGCGAACUCAAUAUUGAAGACGAACUGAAGAUCAAGAGCAAGGAGAGAGAAGAGCUGGAAGAUAUUACAACAGAGCUCGAGCUCGCAGACGAGGAUGAUACGGUGCCAUACAAGGUCGGCGAUGCAUUCUUCCACGUAAAAGUACCACAAGCUCAGGAGAUGUUGGGCGUAUCGUCAGCAAAGGUGGAGGAAGACAUUGAAGAACUGGAGGACAAGCUGAACACAAUAAAAGACGAGAUGACACAACUGAAGGUUGAGCUGUAUGCGAGAUUUGGCAAGAGCAUCAACCUCGAAACAUAG